UCUGUGUUAAUUGUGUGUAGAAAUAUUGGCAAUAUACGAAAACGAAAAUUUAAAUAAUAUUUGCGUCUUAAAUGUAUAAAGCAAAAAAUAUAGUUGUAGUUGAUUUCAACAACUAGUAAUGUUAUAAUACAAGCUGUAUAUUUUUUUAAACAAGCAUGAUCAUUUCAUCACAAUUAUGAGUAAAUAAAAACAACAAGACCCAACGUAAACAAUGUCUAACACAUCUAGUAAUAAAAAUCAUGUGAAAAAAUCCACAAGUAGCCGUGAUCGUGAUAAAAACAAAUCUGUGCCUUCAGAAUCUGGAUCUAGUCAGUGCGAUACACCACCUCUCAAUGACAAGGAUGGACCGUCAUCACAAGGCCGAUUUGCUGGAGUGGGUCUUGAAUCUGUGUUUUGCAUGGCAGAACAAGUUGCAUGUGAGCUCAACGUUGAGGCCGCUACGAAUCUUGCUGAGGAUGUCAGCUACAAAUUACGACAGACCAUAAGUACCAUAGCCCUACAUAGUGAGAUGAUGAAAAAGUCACGUGUCGACGCAUGGGAUGUCAAUACUGUGUUUAUGUUAACCGACACUAGUCCUGUGGCAGGAGCAUGUGGAUCUCAGUAUGCUUCCUUUGGAGAUGAUAACAAAUAUUGCUGUCAAAUUGAACAUCUUCUAAAUGUAACGGAAUUCGCCCUAUCCACGCAGACCUACGUGUAUUGCUCGCCUCCCACGAUAUCCGUCGAAUGGAUAAUGGACGACAAAAGUUUAAGCAGUAGUAGUAGUAAUAUAAGUGUCCAACUACAUAAUUACUACACUAAAGUAGCCAGAGCCAUAUUGAACCUAAGGAAGAAACCAAAGGAAGUAGCCGUCGAAGAUCUGCUGACGAACACAAGGAUAGGUCCGAUAUUCCCGAACCUCUUCAACCUGGCCGUACUGGUGCUAAACGAUGACAACCUAAAUGCUCUCAACGUUCCCGCCAAGAAACCGCUGCAGUCCAACGUUUUGGACAUGGUGGACGCGCUCUGCUCUAACCCCUGCAGUCUGGAUACAAAUAUACAACAGCAAUUCCAAAGGCUGUUUCCUGUGAUGGUCUCAAAUAUAUUGGGUAAUGGAACGUUAGCCGAGAAGAUGGUUGCGAUAUUAACGAAAAUCACACGUACCUGGCCUUCUUUUGUUAAAAUAGGACAGGGCAUCCUGUACGAUUAUUUGUCGCAAGGCACCCGUGACCGUCUGACGGCGCCCAUGAUCAAGUGCGUGACGGCGCUCGGCAGAACGGCGCUGGCCCAGUGCUUGGAGGACUACCUGGACUACUUGGACGAGUGCAUGCAGGGCCCACGACCCCCGCCCCACCACGGAAUGUAUAUGCUCAGGGAGGCUAUACUGGAUGCUUCUACGUGUCUCCUCAGAUCUGAACCCACGACGUAUUUGGAAGACUACGUCACCACCGACUACACCAUGUACGAGAUGCUGGGGGAGUCUAUACUGCCCAGGCGGCUUGUGUUCCCCGUCUCAGCAGCAGUCAAAAACGAUAACUCUCCUGCCGAGAAGACCGAAGAGGAUUCGGUGUGCAUUCCCCGACGUCCCGUGCCGAGGAGACCGAAGUUCAGAUUGAUACCUUCGACGAGGACCAACCGGAGUGUCCACAGGGACGCCGUGUUCGAACCCACCAAGUUCCGGUGCGACGCGCGCAUCAGCAUUAACGUGCGAGCGUGCCGCGCGCCCGCCGGGCCGGGGGGCGGGGGGGCGCGUGCGGGGGCCGGGGUGGCGCGUGUGGGGGGUGGGGGGUCGGGAGGCGCGGUGGCGGCCGCCGGGCGCCUGCACCGCUUCCGAUACAGACUGAACAAAAAUCGUGAACCGUUACCGCUGUUAAGUUCGCUAAUGCUGUGAGAUUUGGAUUAAAUUAUUUUUUUAUUAUUUAAAGC
This is a messenger RNA of Bombyx mandarina (wild silkworm), 1902 nucleotides long. RefSeq lists its product as uncharacterized. The record is from RefSeq and is a predicted model, not a curated record. Gene Ontology annotation, molecular function: protein heterodimerization activity. Lineage: Eukaryota; Metazoa; Arthropoda; Insecta; Lepidoptera; Bombycidae.